Wasmannia auropunctata (little fire ant) is the source of this 3130-nucleotide messenger RNA. RefSeq names its product fatty acid 2-hydroxylase (gene Fa2h). The coding region runs from base 1678 to 2757 and encodes 359 amino acids. The transcript has 7 exons. Gene Ontology annotation, cellular component: endoplasmic reticulum; membrane. Lineage: Eukaryota; Metazoa; Arthropoda; Insecta; Hymenoptera; Formicidae. Gene Ontology annotation, molecular function: iron ion binding; heme binding; fatty acid 2-hydroxylase activity. Gene Ontology annotation, biological process: fatty acid metabolic process; lipid biosynthetic process. The record is from RefSeq and is a predicted model, not a curated record.
UUUGAAGAUCGAAUCAAGUUUUUCUUUUUUUUCAUCAAUAUAAUCUAUUAUUUCUUUAUUUUAUUAUGAUCAGAUCGCGAGAAGUAUCAGAUAUCUAAAAUUGUGAUGACACAUGAUUAAUUAUUAUUUAAAUUUUAUCUACAUUAUAAUUAAUUGUCGGAAGUGCCAUUAAUUUCAUUGCAAACAUGAAUAUUGCAAGAAAAUUAGAAAAUGCAGAAGAAACGAUGUUACUUCUCCUCACUAUAAAAGAACGUAAUAAAAUUAAUUAUUUCUAUUUUGUUGAAUUUCGAUUAAAUUUUCGUCAUUCAGGAGAGAUGGUUUUUAUUCUUUCUACUGCUUCGCGAAAAAUCGAGAAACUUUAUUUUUAAUUUUGCGAAACUGAAAAGUAUUUUUGUUCACAAUCACUAUAUUGCUUUGAAUUUAAAAAAUUAAUUGUAAUAUUGAUCAUUAAUCCAAAAUAUAUAGAACAUUUCAGAUAUAUCAUACUUGAAUUUUAUGUUUUAGCUCUCGUUUGCAGAAUGAAUAAUUAAUUACAAUUGAAAUUAAUCUUAAUACAAUAAUUUCUUAACUCCUAUUUUUUUAUGUUCCUAAAUGUCUUAGAAAACUAAUAAAAGUAAUUACAUUCAACAUUAGGUUCAAGGGAACCAUUCGAAACAGAUCUAACAAACAAGUAAGAAAUCUGUAUUAUGCAUGCGUGCGUGCAUGCGUGUGUGCAUGAGAGAGAAAGAAAGAGAAAGAUCCCUCAUUACUAAUUGUGUCAACUUCUUCCACGUUACUUGUUAAGGAUUAAGGAGUAUCUGCAAUCAUGCGACAUUCCUUUUUCUUGAAACUCUCCGCGUAUGUUUGUAAAUUACAAAUUAUAAACAAAAUCGUCCUCCCGACGAUUUAACAUUUCAAAGAUUUAAAUACGAAAUGGACGAACUGUACAAUCAUUACAUAACAAAAUAAUAAACUUUGUUAAGAUAAUCCCUGUAGAAAUUUAAUACUAAAAAAGGCCAAAUAAUUACUUCCCAGCAAACACCAAGCAUGCAACUUGAUCUUUGCUGCGUUAUUUUGUUAAAAGUCCUAAUAAACAGUGCUUUUAACAAAAUAAGUAUUAAAUAAUAAUAAUUUGGCCUCUUCAGUAUUAAAUGUCUGGAAGACAAGUCGAAAAAACCCGCAGAUGUGUGCGGUUUCACGUUAUCAACCGGUUGUUUAACUUUAAAUACCGUUUUUGGCCUAGCUUCUUAUCGGGCAAAAUAUUUUAAAAAUGGCACCGUUAAACACAGAGAACACUCCUCUACCCGUUUCAUUGUCAGUAUACAUUCGAAUUUCGCUUAAGCCGUUUGUGUCCCGACACGCGCUCGGUAAUUCCUCGAAGUGAUAUGUACAUAUAGUUAUAUAAAAUGAUAUAAUUAAUGUUGAAUAGUCCUGUCUUAGGUCGCUGAAAUUCAGUUACGUGCACUCCUCGAAAAGAAAAAAUGAGAUUCCCUCUAUAUACCCAGCAAAAUUUUCUUAAGUUACGUGUAAAUAUAUUACGAGAGUUAUACGCGCGAGUGUUAUACCUUCGUUCGUUAGUGAAUUACCGAGUCACAUAACGUCAGCUAUUUAGUAGAAUGCACUGGAGUGCACGGUGCGCAUCGAGUCUUACAUCACGCGCGUAGCUCGUUUCUUUCAUUUUUUUUUACGCCUUCCGACAUGGCUGCUCGUCGGCGUAAAAACCACGAUAGUACUUGUCACUCCGAGAGCCUAGAUGGUAACGUUUUUAAAAUGAAUGACACUGGCGCGGUUCGCGCAAAAGUAACGGAAGAUGAUCGCGAUGGCGACGACACGUCGCGAAGAGAAUCGACGGAGUUUCUCGUCAAAUAUCGCGAUCGCGUUUACAAUAUUUACAAUUUCCUGAAAAAUCAUCCCGGGGGGAAAAACACGCUCAUACGUUUCAAGGAUCGCGCCAUGGAUGGCGAGUUAGCAAAAUAUCCUCAUUCUAAGUCCGCCUACUAUCUUCUCGAAGAAUUCGCUCUGAAACACCAAGAGAGAUACAACGAGUGCGAAAAUCUAGUAAACUGGGACGCGCCCCUCUUAUGGCAGGUGGGCUAUAUGGGCGAUCGAUAUUGGGAGUGGGUAAAUCUACCAGUAGAUCGGCCAAUUCGAUAUUUCCAAUCGGACAUUUUAGAGAUACUGUCGAUCACGCCGUGGUAUAUGGUGCCAAUCGUUUGGGUACCCAUAAUUACGUAUUUCCUUUAUAUGGGCUGCGUUUUACAUAUUUCAACAAACACCGCGAUUACAACAUCUUUUAAAAGUAUCGUACCGUCUGUCGUUCUGGGACUGUUUAUCUGGACUGUUGCGGAAUAUGUCCUUCAUCGAAAAGUAUUUCAUUUUAAACCACCGGAUGAUUCGAAAUGGCUGAUUACUCUGCAUUUCAUGUUCCAUGGAAGUCACCACAAGGCACCAAUGGAUGAACGAAGACUGGUAUUCCCACCCACGUUCAGUUUAUUUGUGAUAACAAUUCUUUGGCCAGUUUAUAAGAGCUUAUUUUCUCAGGCUCAUUUUGUCGCCGUUGGUAGUAUGAUAGGAUAUUUGUGUUACGAUUUAAUGCACUAUUAUUUGCACAAUGGCGCGCCGACAGCAGACUCGUAUCUAUACAAGAUGAAAAGAAGACACAACUAUCAUCAUUUUAUCCAUCACAAUCAAGGAUUUGGAGUUACCAGCGAACUGUGGGAUCGAGUAUUUAAAACGGCACUAAGUCUGCGAAAAUUAAACGAACCUAUAAAAUGGUGAAGCGGCUCGAAGAAAAUGCGACAUUCACAUUCAUUAAUAACAUUAAUUUGUUUUAACAUUUUUAUUGUACAAAUAAUAAUUUAUUAUUAUUAAUAUAAUCGCAAUAACUGUAAUUAAAAUAAGUACAGUAUUGUUUUUACAAGUAUUGCGCUUUUAUCAUAGUUUCAGUACUCUCGAGUGAUUUAAGUACAUGAAUCUUUAGAGAAAGAUUCAUUCAAACUUUUAUAUCAUAUAUUUAAGUGAUUAAAAGUCUUUAAAAUAACAAUAUAAUAAUCACAAAGUAAAAUUUGAUAAAUAUGUAUUUUAGCAGCUUUUAAUUUUAUUUAAUUUGAUUAGUUGUAUUAAAUGGUAUAUUAAACAAGACUUUGAAUUA